This is a messenger RNA of Microthlaspi erraticum, 456 nucleotides long. NCBI's taxonomy places the organism in Eukaryota, Viridiplantae, Streptophyta, Magnoliopsida, Brassicales, Brassicaceae. The record is from the annotation of a GenBank genome assembly.
AUGGCUAAUGUAUUCCUCGUCAGUAGCAGAAACAGAAGAUCAAUACGAACAACAUCAGAUUUAAAACCCAAGAAUAUUACGGUGAAGAGAUCCGAGUCUUCUUCUUCAGACAACAGUUACUCAUGCAAGAAGCAUCCGAAGCACAGACAAUCUCCUGGAGUCUGUUCCCUCUGUCUGAGCGAGAGUCUCUCCAAGCUGUCUCUCGAUUUCCAUGAUUAUAGUUCAGGUAUGAGCUCAUCUUCUUCAAGAAACGUGGCGAAAACGGCGUCGUCUUGCUCCUCCGCUUCUUCGGAAUCAGAAUUAGAUUACUCUUCGACGGCCAUCUCUUCUUAUUACUCUUCUGUCUCUUCUUGUUUGUCUCCUCUCCAACAACGUUACAGUGAGAUCGUCGUUAAUAAUAAGAAGAAAAAGAAGCAUACCAAGAAACAAAACUUCCUCUCCAGAUUAUUUCUGUAA